CAGGUGGAGCGGGGGAGUCACGAAAGAUGUGUCAUCUCCAGCCAAUGUCACAACAAAACAAACACCAAGGAUAAAAUAACAAAUAUCCGAAAUGAAUCGCUUCGCUUAUGUGGAGGCCCGUCUGAGUCCCAAUGAAUCCUUCGUCAGUCGCGACAACAAGGUGAAAAUAUACGAUGGCGACCAAAAGACGGACUUUGAAGACGGCGAAGUGGUGCUCACCACACACCGACUGUUUUGGGGUCGCCCUGGAGAGAUUGCCCGGGCCGCCGUAACUCUUUGCCUGCCACUCAGCUAUGUGAUAUCCGUCAGCGAGGAGACCACUGCCUCCAACUUCUUUGGCCGCAAGACCCGCAUAAUCAUGCAUCUGCAUCCACCAACGUUGGACAAAGGACCCGGUCCACUGGACACCAGUCGCGCCACCCACAUCAAGUUGUCCGGAAAGAAUGGCCUAAGCGUCGAGUUCCACAGUGCCUUGCGGGAGACUCUGAACGCCCGUGUCUGGGAAAUCCUCUUGACCAGCGAAACCAUCAUCAAUGGCGCGGCUAGCAGUCCAACCUCGGAGCCUGCCAACGAUAGGCUGGCACGCAUUCAGAAGAGGACAGGCAUUGGCGGCAUCGAACGGCACUUGGAGGCAAAGGCCAAGGCCACGGAUGAGAACAUAGCUUUGGCCUUUCAGGAUCUUAGUGUUCUGAUGGCCAUGGCCAAGGACAUGGUGGGAGUGUCCAAGACAAUUAGCAGCAAGAUACGCGAGCAGAAGGGAGAAAUAUCCGACGAUGAAACGGUGCGCUUCAAAUCCUACCUCAUGAGCCUGGGUAUCGAUGAUCCCGUCACGCGGGACAACUUUACCAGCAAUUCGGCGUACUUCAGUAGCCUGGCCCGCCAGAUUUGCGAGAUGCUGCUAGAUCCUAUCGAGGAGCAGGGUGGUAUGAUGUCCCUGGCUGACGUCUACUGUCGUGUGAACCGCGCUCGUGGACUGGAACUGCUUUCGCCUGAGGACUUGCUGCACGCCUGCGAACAGCUCAGUGGUCCUAUACGCCUGCGCAGCUUUCCCAGUGGCGCUAGAGUGCUACAACUGGAGUCGCACGAUGAUGCCCUGAUUGCCGUUGACACAUUGGAGAAGGUGGAGGCUGCCGAGUCACUGGCUGUGGAGGAGCUGGCCAAACAGCUGGGAAUCUCACUACUGCUGGCCAAGGAGCGCUUGCUAGUGGCCGAGCGUCUGGGCAAGGUGUGUCGCGACGAGUCCGUGGAGGGACUACGGUUCUAUCCCAAUCUGCUGCUGGGCCGGGACUAAUUUCGUAGUGUAUGUGCUUGUUGUUAUGCUUAAUAAAGAAUUAUUACUUUUUAUUUAAA
This is a messenger RNA of Drosophila yakuba, 1350 nucleotides long. It is a transcript of the gene Vps36, whose product is annotated as vacuolar protein-sorting-associated protein 36. Gene Ontology annotation, molecular function: phosphatidylinositol-3-phosphate binding; ubiquitin binding. NCBI's taxonomy places the organism in Eukaryota, Metazoa, Arthropoda, Insecta, Diptera, Drosophilidae. Gene Ontology annotation, cellular component: ESCRT II complex; late endosome membrane. The record is from RefSeq and is a predicted model, not a curated record. Gene Ontology annotation, biological process: protein transport to vacuole involved in ubiquitin-dependent protein catabolic process via the multivesicular body sorting pathway. Bases 92 to 1291 code for a protein of 399 amino acids. The transcript has 3 exons.